Messenger RNA from Penaeus indicus, 746 nucleotides. RefSeq names its product larval cuticle protein 2-like. The transcript has 3 exons. Bases 95 to 403 code for a protein of 102 amino acids. NCBI's taxonomy places the organism in Eukaryota, Metazoa, Arthropoda, Malacostraca, Decapoda, Penaeidae. The record is from RefSeq and is a predicted model, not a curated record.
AAAGGGCUUCCGUUGACUGGCAGGCAUCGAAGUACCAACGAGCUCUUCGAACGACCACCAAUUUCGCCACCGAACCAUUUGUACAACAGUAGCCAUGAAGUUCCAGCUCCUCCUCGUCCUCGUGGGUUUUGCCGCCCUCACCUUCGCUCGUCCCGACGUCCUUGGCUUCGAGGGCGACGACCACGAGCACGAGCAGGAGGGAGAGCCAGGGAGAGCCGUCGAGGGAGAGUACAGCUGGACGUCCCCCGAAGGCGAGGAGUUCUUCGUGAAAUACGUGGCUGACGAAGACGGCUACAGGGUGGUGGAGUCGAACGCCGUCCCCCGCACUCACGACGGCGUGGCGGCGGACGGAAACCAAGGCUCCUUUGAUGACGAGGAAGAAGGAGAAGGCGAGGAAGACUAGAGAGGAGUUGGGGUUAAAGAGGAGGAAUAAGAAAAGACGAAGGAGGGGGGAGGGUGGUGAGGGAAAGUACGGGGAGAGGGGAAGAAAGUAGAUAGAAUGUAUUUUAAUCAGUUGUGAAAUGAGGAGAGAGAUGAAAACGAUUGAAAGAAAGACGAGAAAGCAAAUUGGUUUCUCAACGAGUGUUCUCUUGAUGUCAUCGUUGCCAUGUCUCCUCUGAUGUCUUAUUUUUUGUCUCAUUUGAUUUCUGUCUGUCCUAAAUCGCCUCGUGAAGUCACAUAAGUACAAACAUUAAAUAGUGCACUCAUGUAUUUGUGAAUAAGUGUUAAUAAAUAAUUUACAUCAA